This is a messenger RNA of Pseudozyma flocculosa PF-1, 1710 nucleotides long. RefSeq lists its product as uncharacterized. Gene Ontology annotation, cellular component: cortical actin cytoskeleton; plasma membrane; site of polarized growth. Gene Ontology annotation, biological process: regulation of actin filament polymerization. Gene Ontology annotation, molecular function: actin filament binding. NCBI's taxonomy places the organism in Eukaryota, Fungi, Basidiomycota, Ustilaginomycetes, Ustilaginales, Ustilaginaceae. The record is from RefSeq and is a predicted model, not a curated record. Bases 1 to 1710 code for a protein of 569 amino acids. The transcript is spliced from 5 exons.
AUGUCGCUCAACGUCAACCUAUCGUCGCCCGCCAUCCGCGACGCCUACGAAAAGGUCCUUGACGGCGCAAAAGACUACCUCGUCCUCACCUACGAGAAGCAGUCCAACGACCUCCGCGUCCAGGUCGUCGAAAAGGGCGACCUCGACGACCUCCGCGAGGAAUUCUCCGACGGCCGCAUCCAGUACGCCUUUGUCCGCGUAAAGGACCCCAACACCCAGCUCCCCAAGUUCGCCCUCGUCAACUGGUGUGGCGAGGGCGUGCCCGAAUCCCGCAAGGGCCUCUUUGCCUCCCACAGCGCCGCCGUCGCCGCGUUUCUCAAGGCCUACCACGUCAGCAUCAAUGCCCGCUCCGAGGCCGACGCCGACCCCACCCUCAUCAUGAGGAGGAUCGCAGAGAGCAGCGGCGCAAACUACUCGGCCGCAGGACAGGCCGCCAACACCCAGCGCGGCGGUCCCAUCACCCCCGUCGGAUCCUCCUACAAGCCCAUCGGCACGCCCGACAUCAAGGGGAUGCAGAAGACGGCGCCGCGAGACCAGAUUGCUCCCGUCGGUACCAACUACGCCUCCAAGAGGGACGAGCUUCAGCAGAUCCGAUCCGGCAACGUCGCCAGCCCUUCGCUGCCAUCAGCGCCGAGGGUCAGCGCCCCUGCCCCCACCCCAGCCCCUGCUCCGGCUCCUCCGAAGCCCGCCGCUCCUGCAUCGGUGCCUUCCGUCCCUCCGGCGCCUCGACCCGAGCCCGCGGCGGCCCCGCCGAAACCUGCAGAGGACGACCGGAUCGGACCCGUCGGCACGGCCUACACCCCCGUCAGUCUCGGCAAGCCCGGAAAGCUGUCUGCGAGCCGCUUCGCCUUUGGUCAGCAGCAGCAGCCGGAAGAGUCGCGGCCCGCUCCCGCCCCGCGCUCCGUCUCUGGAGCGGGCGCCGGCAAGCUCACCUGGAGCCAGCGUCAGGAAGCGGCCAAGAAGGAGAGGGAGGAGGAGGAGGCCAGGGUCAAGGCGCUCUCGUCCGGCAUCGCAAAGGGUCCCAGCUUUGGCGCCGCCAGCGCAUCCUCGGCCCCAGCUCCUGCGGCUAGGAGUGUCCCCGCCGCGCCUGCUGCGCCUGCUGCUCCGGCCGCUCCCCCUGCUCCCGAGGCUCCAUCUGCCCCACCUGCGCCGCCUGCACCUGCGCAGGAAGAGGAAGAGGAAGCACCACCCGCGCCUCCCGCUCCUCCCGCUCCUGCUGCAGAGGAGCAAGAGGAGCCAGCAGUCGAAGCCGCCACUGCUCAGCUCUCUUCGACCCACAUCGGUGGCGGCGCCGGUCAGGGCUUGCGAGGUCGUGUUGUGUGGGCGUACGAGGCCGCCGAGGACAACGAGAUUUCGCUUGCGGAGGGUGCUACGAUCACUAACAUCGAGCAGAUCGACGAGGGCUGGUGGUCUGGCGUCGACGGCGAGGGCAAGGAAGGCCUCUUCCCGGCAUCGUACGUCGAGCUGAUCGAAGAGGACGCCGCCGAGGACGACUAUCGAGGAGCCAGAGGAACUGCCGACCAGGACGAGGGCGUGGUCUGCACCGCGCUCUACGAUUUCGAGGCGAGCGAGGACAAUGAGCUCAGCUUCGCAGAGGGCGACCGUAUCGUCCAGGUCGAUGACCAGAUCAGCGAGGACUGGUGGAGCGGCACCAACGCCAGGACUGGCUCGCAGGGCCUCUUCCCUGCCAACUAUGUCGAGAGGGCCUGA